CAGAAACACUUGAACAUGUCAGCAAAACAACACUGAGGGGGAGUGAACUUUUGGACAGCAGUCAUAUUUUGAAGAAACAUUACAAUUUUUCAAUCUAAUUGUGUGCUGUUACAGGUCAGCCGAAAGCUGUCUGGUAUGCUCCCAGGAAUUCAGUAGAUGUCCACCCCUUCCGACACAUCAGGUGGUAUGUCCCAUCCUGGCCCUUCUCCAGGGGCAGGUCUAUCCCCAGGGCCCAUCUUGGGCCCCAGCCCUGGACCGGACCCCUCCCCAGGCUCUGUUCACAGUAUGAUGGGACCCAGUCCUGGACCUGGAACACCCAACGCACCUCAUGGCAUGCAGGGUCAGGGACAAAGUGAAUACUCUCAGGACAGCAUGUAUCCCAUGCAGAAGACCAUGGAGGGUAUGAAUGAGAAGACCAUGGCAGAUGCGAUGCACUUUGGUCACAUGAAAGGUGUUGGGAUGAGAUCUCUGCAUAGUGGUAUGGGGCCUCCACAGAGUCCGAUGGACCAGCACAGCCAAGGAUACAUAUCCCCCCAUCCAUCCCCCAUGGGUGUCCAUGAGCAUGCCUCUAGUCCCAUGUCAGGAGGUGGAGGUGGUAGGGGACCCACACCGCCCCACAUGCCUUCCUCCCAGUCAGGCCCCAUGAUGCCCAUGGAUCCCCAGUCAGCUGUGCCCAACAUGUCCAACAUGAGCCAGCAGGGCCGUGGACCUUCUGCUUUCAGUCCGGUCCAGCUGCAGCAGCUCAGAGCUCAAAUCCUGGCCUACAAGAUCCUAGGCCGUGGGCAACCCCUGCCUGAAAACCUCCAACUGGCUGUUCAGGGCAAGAGGAGUCUACCCACAAUGCAACAGCAGCAACAACAGCAGCCGCAGCAGCAGGCACCAAUUGCUAGUCCUUACAACAGGCCUCCAGGUAUGCCAAUGGCACCUUUGGGUGGUCCCCAGUCAAGUCCCUGCCCUACCCCAACCAUGCAAGGACACAAUCAAAGCACAGGACCCAAGCCUUGGUCUGAUGGUCAGGGUGGUGAAAAUCAAGCCAAUGCUCAGAAGCACCUCACCCCUGUUCCCAGUGGACGCCCGUCCCCUGCACCACCUCAGGUCUCGGCUGUGCCAGCUGGGCCCAUGCCAGGCAGUUCGGUGACCCCUCAGCCUCCCGGGCAGCAGGUGUCCCCCAUGCUUCAGAUGCAGAAACAGAACCGCAUUACACCAAUCCAGAAGCCCCAGGGCCUGGACCCAGUGGGGAUCCUGCAAGAGCGAGAGUACAGGUUGCAGGCUCGGAUUGCACAUCGAAUCCAGGAACUGGAAAGUUUGCCAGGCUCUCUGCCCCCCGACCUGAGGACUAAAGCCACAGUUGAGCUCAAGGCACUGCGUCUACUUAACUUCCAGCGGCAGCUGAGACAGGACGUGGUGGCAUGUAUGAGGCGAGACACGACCCUGGAGACGGCCCUCAACUCCAAGGCUUACAGACGCAGCAAGCGGCAAACGCUGAGGGAGGCACGCAUGACUGAGAAGCUGGAGAAACAGCAGAAGCUCGAGCAGGAAAAGAAGCGCAGACAGAAACAUCAGGAAUAUCUCAACAGUAUUCUUCAGCAUGCAAAGGACUUUAAAGAGUAUCACCGCUCAAUGUCCGGUAAAAUGCAGAAACUCACCCGAGCUAUCGCCACCUGGCACACCAACACAGAGCGGGAACAGAAGAAGGAGACCGAGAGAAUCGAGAAGGAGAGGAUGAGGAGACUCAUGGCAGAAGAUGAAGAAGGCUACCGAAAACUAAUUGACCAAAAGAAGGACAAGCGUCUGGCCUACUUGCUGCAGCAGACGGAUGAAUACGUGGCCAACCUCACAACCCUUGUGUAUGAACACAAAGCUGCCCAAGCUGCCAAGGAGAAGAAGAAGAAGAAGAAGAAAAAGAAGAUGGCGGAUGGAGAUGGCGAAGGCCCCAGUGCCAUUGGACCUGAUGGAGAGCCCAUGGAUGAGAGCAGCCAAAUGAGUGAGCUGCCAGUCAAAGUGAUUCAGACGGAGACUGGGAAAGUUCUGCAGGGAACGGACGCUCCCAAAUCCAGCCAGCUGGAGGCCUGGCUCGAGAUGAACCCUGGAUAUGAAGUCGCUCCGCGGUCGGACAGUGAGGAGAGCGGCUCAGAGUUUGAGGAGGAGGAGGAAGAGGAGGGGACCAAGGCAGAGACGGAGGACAAGAAGAUCAUCGAUCCCAAUGGAGUUGAAAUGUUUGUGGUGGCUACCAAGCACAUUAUCGAAUCAGCCAAGCAGGAUGUGGAUGAUGAGUACAGUGUUCCUACUGGACAAACCAGCUCCCAGUCUUACUAUGGUGUGGCCCAUGCUGUGAUUGAGAGGGUGGAGAAGCAGUCGUCGCUGCUGAUCAACGGCUCACUCAAACAUUAUCAGGUCCAGGGGCUGGAAUGGAUGGUGUCCCUCUACAACAACAAUCUAAACGGCAUCCUGGCAGAUGAAAUGGGCCUCGGCAAAACCAUCCAAACCAUCGCUCUUAUCACCUACCUGAUGGAGCAUAAGAGGAUCAACGGUCCCUUUCUCAUUAUUGUUCCUCUCUCGACUUUGUCUAACUGGGUCUAUGAACUUGACAAGUGGGCACCCUCUGUGGUCAAAAUUGCUUACAAGGGCACCCCUGUGUUGCGCCGUGGGCUCGUUCCUCAACUCCGCAGUGGGAAGUUCAACGUCUUGCUGACCACCUAUGAAUACAUCAUUAAGGACAAGCACAUACUGGCCAAGAUUCGUUGGAAGUACAUGAUUGUGGACGAGGGUCACCGCAUGAAGAACCACCACUGUAAGCUGACCCAGGUGUUGAACACCCACUAUGUGGCCCCCCGCCGCCUCCUCCUCACCGGUACACCUCUGCAGAACAAGCUGCCCGAGCUGUGGGCCCUGCUCAACUUCCUCCUGCCCACCAUCUUUAAGAGCUGCAGCACCUUUGAGCAAUGGUUCAACGCUCCGUUCGCCAUGACAGGAGAGAGGGUCGACCUGAAUGAGGAGGAGACCAUCCUGAUAAUCCGGCGUUUGCAUAAAGUGCUCCGGCCCUUCCUGCUACGCAGACUGAAGAAGGAGGUGGAGUCUCAGCUGCCAGAGAAGGUGGAGUAUGUCGUAAAAUGUGACAUGUCUGCCAUACAGAAGGUUUUGUACCGCCACAUGCAGAGAGGCAUCCUUCUCACUGACGGCUCAGAGAAAGACAAAAAGGGCAAAGGAGGAGCAAAGACCCUGAUGAACACUAUCAUGCAGCUGAAGAAGAUCUGCAACCAUCCAUACAUGUUCCAGCACAUUGAGGAAUCUUUUGCUGAGCACUUGGGCUUUCAAAAUGGUGUCAUCAGUGGGCUUGAUCUGUAUCGAGCUUCUGGGAAGUUUGAGCUCCUAGAUCGCAUCCUGCCAAAGCUGCAGGCCACCAACCACAGAGUCCUGCUGUUCUGCCAAAUGACCACUCUCAUGACAAUCUUGGAGGACUACUUUGGCUACCGAAACUUUCAGUAUUUACGUCUUGACGGAACCACCAAGUCUGAGGACCGAGCCGCCCUGCUGAAGAAAUUCAAUGAGGAAGGGUCUCAGUACUUCAUCUUCCUGCUCAGCACCAGAGCCGGCGGCCUCGGCCUCAACCUGCAGGCGGCCGACACUGUCGUCAUCUUCGACAGUGACUGGAACCCACACCAGGACCUUCAGGCGCAGGACCGGGCUCACCGCAUCGGUCAGCAGAAUGAGGUGCGUGUACUUCGUCUCUGCACCGUCAACAGCGUGGAGGAGAAAAUCUUGGCAGCUGCCAAAUACAAACUCAACGUGGAUCAGAAGGUCAUCCAGGCGGGCAUGUUUGACCAGAAGUCGUCGAGCCAUGAGCGCCGUGCAUUCCUCCAGGCCAUUUUAGAGACCGAGGAGCAGAAUGAGGAAGAAGAUGAGAUACCCGAUGAUGAAACCCUCAACCAGAUGAUAGCCCGCAAUGAAGAUGAAUUUGAGCUUUUCAUGCGCAUGGACAUGGACCGACGCCGGGAGGAAGCCAGGAACCCAAAGCGCAAGCCUCGUCUCAUGGAGGAGGACGAGUUGCCUUCUUGGAUCAUCCGAGACGAGGCUGAGAUCGAACGGCUCACGUAUGAAGAGGAGGAGGAGAAGAUGUUCGGCCGAGGGUCACGCUGUCGUCGGGAUGUGGACUACAGCGACACGCUGACUGAAAAACAGUGGCUACGGGCCAUUGAGGAUGGAAACCUGGAAGAGAUGGAGGAGGAGAUCCGGCUGAAAAAGCGCAAACGCAAAAGACGCCAAGACAAAGACUCGUCAAGCAGAGACGACGGGGGCUCUAAGGCCAAGAAGAAACGUGGGCGUCCACCAGCUGAGAAACACUCCCCCAACCCCCCGAAACUCACCAAGCAAAUGAACACCAUCAUCGACACGGUCAUCAACUACAGAGAUGGGUCAGGAAGACAACUAAGUGAGGUCUUCGUCCAGUUACCAUCUAGGAAGGAGCUCCCAGAAUAUUACGAGCUGAUCAGAAAACCUGUGGACUUCAAAAAGAUCAAAGAUCGCGUGAGAAACCAUAAAUACAGGAGUGUGGUAGACCUGGAGAGGGACGUGAUGCUGCUUUGUCACAACGCCCAGACCUUCAACCUGGAGGGAUCCCAGAUAUACGAGGACUCCAUUGUCCUUCAGUCUGUGUUUAAGAGUGCCAGGCAGAAGAUUGCCAAGGAUGACGAGAGUGAAGAUGACAGCGAUGAGGAUGAUGAUGACGAGGAUGAGUCAGAGGCUGAGGCCAAGUCUGUGCGGGUUAAGAUCAAGCUGAGUAAGGAGCCGCGCAGCACCGACAAAGGCAAAAAGAGGCAAAGCCGAGGGAAGGCCAAGCCGGUCGUCAGCGACGACGACAGCGACGAAGACCUGGAUGACAAUGAUCAGUCGGACAAGAGCGACGACGACUGACCAAAGGAGGAUAUUGUUUAAAGCACUUAUAAACAAAAAGGACAAUAUCUUCCAUCACCGUUGUUUAGGUUCAUAUUCUGUAUUUUUUUAUUUUGACUCCAUUUGUCCUCUGCCGGUUUGUAGUCUGUUUUGUCGUAACUUUCUCCUACCAGCUUGAAAAUGUAUUACUAGUAAUCAAUAAGCUGCAGCAAUACCAAUCUGCUUAUAUUCCUGUUUUUAAGACAAUUUUUAGUAUAUUUUUUAACUCUGUGCUUUAAAAAAAACAAAAAAAACAAUUUAAAUUCUGUAUGAAAAAGGAAGAAAAAAAAGAUUUGGUCAUGCUGUACUCGCUUUUGCUUGAUUUGUACUUGCUUGCACUUUUAGAAAAAGAAAUAUAGAUAUUCAAAUUUUAAAUGUGUAAUAAACACACACGGACACACACACACAUACAGUAUAUAUAAGCCAAGGACAUCCAAGUUAAUUUGGAUCACCACUGGUGAUAAAGAAAAGGCAAUCAAUCAAGUUUUAAUUUUUAGAUUCAUCACCUUGUGCAGUGCCAAAUGUUAGAGAAAUUGAUUGUUGGCUAAACCCCUCCCCCCCAACCAGCGAUUGUCCAAUCAUAGCCUAGCAACCAUAACUAGUCAAUAUAUCAAACAGCGUGUUUAUCUGCUUUAACGUAAGCAAGAAAUGUUUGAUUGUCCUGCUUAAACAAUGCUACACAAAUACAAUGUUAUUCAUCAUCAUUAUUAUUAACACAUACUGUAGUAAGCUAAAGUUCCUUCCAACUAAUGGAGCUAACUAGCAUAAUUAGCUAGCUAGCUACAGCUGAUUGAAUCUGCCAGCGUCAGAUGCCAUUUCAGCUAAAUCGACAGUCGCCAGCAAGAAAUGAGAAGCCUGCUUUUAUCUGAAAUAUAGGACUCCAUUAUUUAAAAAUGUGCUUAGAAUUUCAAUAUUAAAUCUGCCACCGUUUUUAUUGAAGACUGCAAGAAUGGAAAGCUUGACAGACAUAGCAACAGUAACCACAAGGGGCGGGGCUUAGCAAACAAUGACAUUUUAAGAAUAUCUUACAGCCCGAUGACUUACACUUACUGUCGAGUGGCCAUAAAUGCUGAAUGCUUUUUUUUUUUUUGUAUUAACAGAAAUGUAACCUUACAUUAUGUAGGCGGCACAUUAUUUACGUAAAGUCCACGUGUUUCAUGUAUCCUUUCCUGUAAUGCUUUCAGGUUGUCGUGUAUCAGAGCAGAAUCUUUAAACUUUGUUAAUUUUCUCUCCCAGAAAGGAGCAUUUGGGUUAUUUGGAUUUUGGAAAUUGGAUGCUUUAGGCUGCAGAUUCAUGGGGAAACACCUUGUCCUGUUGAACAAAAAGCGUCUAUCGUGGCUAAAAGGAGCUUUUUAAAGCGUCUGAAAACAUGUUGCUCCUGUUGCACACAGACAAGUUUUAGCUGGAUUAUUAAAGGCGGUAAACAACAGAAACUAUUACAAAGAAAAAAGUAUUCUGGGAUUAAACAUUUUGCUUUGAAUGACACAUUGAAUAUAACAGUAUAUUUUGAUUUAUUUGGAUUGAGGUGUUUGUGUUCCUGUAUUAGUUUUGAGCCCUCAUUUUGUUGGUUUAUAUGUCAUUUGUAGCAUGAACUCUUUUGGCAAUAUACUGUGUACAUGCAGAUAUAUAUCAUUUUUUGUUUGUGUAACGUGCUCGCCGACUCUCCAUAAGUGUAACUUAAUCUUUGCUUUCUUUGCACAGUGUCUUUGUGGUUGUAUUUCAUAGCCCAGGGCAAAUAAAAUCUCACUGAUUUUCAGCACAAAAUA
This is a messenger RNA of Perca fluviatilis (European perch), 6695 nucleotides long. RefSeq names its product SWI/SNF related, matrix associated, actin dependent regulator of chromatin, subfamily a, member 2 (gene smarca2). Gene Ontology annotation, molecular function: DNA binding; ATP binding; ATP-dependent chromatin remodeler activity. The record is from RefSeq and is a predicted model, not a curated record. Gene Ontology annotation, cellular component: nucleus. NCBI's taxonomy places the organism in Eukaryota, Metazoa, Chordata, Actinopteri, Perciformes, Percidae. The transcript has 34 exons. Bases 157 to 4911 code for a protein of 1584 amino acids. Gene Ontology annotation, biological process: positive regulation of transcription by RNA polymerase II.